AUAAAUCUACUUUCACACCUUUCGACACCACUUUUGCUGCGUACAAAGCAAGUUCUUACUGAACUGGUCACUCACUAAGCAACGAAAGCAGCAAACAGUGCGGAAACAGAGUGCUUCUCUGUUUGGAGUCUAAGAAGAAUGGGAGAAGGGAAAGGAUCGACUCUAGUACAUCUUCUAGUGGUGGUUCUUAGUCUUGUUGCUUUUGGAUUUGCCAUUGCUGCUGAAAGACGAAGAAGCGUUGGCCAUAUUGAGAAAGAUCUAACAAAUGCUACAUACUGUGUCUACAACUCUGAUGUUGCAACUGGUUAUGGAGUAGGCUCUUUCUUAUUUCUCCUUUCAAGUGAAUCACUAUUGAUGGGUGUGACAAAGUGUAUGUGUUUUGGAAUACCAUUAGCCCCGGGUGGGGAUCGAGCUUGGUCCAUCAUUUACUUUAUCUCAUCAUGGUUGACUUUUCUGGUUGCAGAAGCAUGUCUAAUUGCAGGUGCAACAAAAAAUGCAUACCACACUAAGUACAGGGGGAUGAUAUAUGCUCAAAAUUUCUCGUGUGAAUCAUUGAGGAAAGGUGUUUUUAUUGCUGGAGCAGUGUUUGUAGUUGCAACAAUGGUUCUUAAUGUAUACUACUAUAUGUAUUUCUCCAAGGCUACUGCCCCUCAGACAGCCCAUAAAGCAAAGCGCACCAGUUCAAGUGUCGGGAUGACUGGGUAUCCAUAAAAUCAUCUAUGGCAGAAAACUAAGUUUUGUUUCUUGAUAUUUUGAGUCUGUUGUGGUGAUUACAUUAUGGAAUUGUACUGAGAUGUACAUUGUGUUUAAUUUAGUGAUAUAUACGUGACGCUUAUGAUUUAUAAA
Molecule: messenger RNA, 846 nt
Organism: Ricinus communis (castor bean)
Lineage: Eukaryota; Viridiplantae; Streptophyta; Magnoliopsida; Malpighiales; Euphorbiaceae
Exons: 3
Coding region: 139-711 (190 amino acids)
Source: RefSeq, a predicted model, not a curated record